AUGGGGAAAGGCGGGGGGGGCGCAGGGGGAGCCGGGAUGGGCGGCGGCGGGGGAAGCGGCGGGAGAGGCGGCGGGGGAGGUGGAGCGGCGGGAAGCGCGGUGCGCGUGUGCGUGUUCGACUCGCGGAGGGGGAAGCGGGAGGGGGAAGAGGCGGAGAAGCUUCUGUUCUUCUUUCCGCCCGCCACUCCGCCGUCCGAGCAAGUGGCUCUACUUGGCCUCUGGGAGGGGCUACUCGCCUUCACCAGUGUCCCCUGCUCGCCCACCAGUCCCACGUUAAAGCCCCGAUGUGCUGCCCUCCCUCUCCCCCCCGCUCCCCACUCUGCUGCCUAUCCACGUAUUGCCUUCCGCCCCCGUCAGGAUCUUCUCCCCCCAUCGCCCCUGAUCUUCUCCCCCCAUCGCCCCUGUGAAGUGAUGCGAGCGCAUUUCAACCGCCACGUGCUGCUGGAGUGUGAGCCGGGCAUCUUCAUGGUGCUGGUGGUGGAGUGUCGGGGGGUGAACGGCAUCGUGCCGCCCGACGCUACAGUGCGCGACGAAGCUCUUCGGCAGUAUCUGGUGGAGGCGCAUGGGCUUUUUUGUCUCUUCUUCGGCAGCAUCAACCGCCUGUUGCAGCAGCAGCAACCCCACCCUCCUCCUCCUCUCCCCUCAGAAGCAACAACUGGGCCCUCAUCAAAUACUUCAUCAGAUCUUGAGUCCAGCACUCCUUCACACGAUUCCCCGUCGGCCGUUCCCCUUUCAGCCGACUUAGCCCGUGCCUGCCUGCAAGCCUUCCUCCCGGACUUUCUCACAGAGGCUCCUCCAAACUUGCCUCUUUUAGAGGCUCCUCCAAACUUGCCUCUUUUAGAGGCUCCUCCAAACUUGCCUCUUUUAGAGGCUCCUCCAAACUUGCCUCUUGUAGAGGCUCCUCCAAACUUUGUCUCUUCUGACUUGUGUGGAUCGUACUCGCGGGUACCUGAACCCUCCGCUCUCGCAUUCCUCUUCCCCCUCACUGCUCGCACACCUCACUGCUCCCCUUUUCCCUCCUCACUGCGCUCCCCCCCACCCCUCAUCCCUCCAGGUGGCUCCCCAGAACCAUCCGCCCUCGCAUUCCCCUUCGCCCUAUCCGCUCCCACCACUCCUCGAGUGCGCCUGCCUGCUCUUCUCGACUCUCUCUCUAACCGCCUCUCCUGCCGCCAGCUCAACCUCUCCCGCUCCCUCACGCUCCCUGCUCUGGCGAGCAACAGGUUGAGGCGAGCAGGAAUGCGCACUCGAGGAGGCGUGUGGCAUGCAUACCCCACGCCUCCUCGAGUGCGCAUGCCUGCUCUCCUCGAUUCCCUCUCCAACCGCCUCUCCAACCGCCUCUCCUACCGCCUCUCCUACCGCCUCUCCUGUCGUCAAUUGAACCUCCCCCGCUCCCUCACACUCCCCUCACCGGUGAGUCACUCCCUUGUCCCUGCACGCAUACCCCUUAACCUAUUUCUCGCCGCUGCUCUCCUCAACUACCUCUCCACCACUAUCUCUCUCUCUGCUCUUGUUCUGAAACUCUUCCCCCUCCCCUCCCCAUCAUCAGUCUCUCGCCCAUCGCUUGGCAUACGCCUUUCAAGGAGGGGCGCUGCUGCCGUUUUCUUUCAACUUUACUCUCUCUUAAACGCCUCCCUCCCAUCUCGCCUUUCAAGGAGGGGCGCUGCUGCCGUUUUGUUUCAACUUUACUCUCUCUUAAACGCCUCCCUCCCAUCUCGCCUUUCAAGGAGGGGCGCUGCUGCCGUUUUGUUUCAACUUUACUCUCUCUUAAACGCCUCCCUCCCAUCUCGCCUUUCAAGGAGGGGCGCUGCUGCCGUUUUGUUUCAACUUUACUCUCUCUUAAACGCCUCCCUCCCAUCUCGCCUUUCAAGGAGGGGCGCUGCUGCCGUUUUGUUUCAACUUUACUCUCUCUUAAACGCCUCCCUCCCAUCUCGCCUUUCAAGGAGGGGCGCUGCUGCCGUUUUGUUUCAACUUUACUCUCUCUUAAACGCCUCCCUCCCAUCUCGCCUUUCAAGGAGGGGCGCUGCUGCCGUUUUGAGGGGCGCUGCUGCCGUUUUGUUUCAACUUUACUCUCUCUUAAACGCCUCCCUCCCAUCUCGCCUUUCAAGGAGGGGCGCUGCUGCCGUUUUGUUUCAACUUUACUCUCUCUUAAACGCCUCCCUCCCAUCUCGCCUUUCAAGGAGGGGCGCUGCUGCCGUUUUGUUUCAACUUUACUCUCUCUUAAACGCCUCCCUCCCAUCUCGCCUUUCAAGGAGGGGCGCUGCUGCCGUUUUGUUUCAACUUUACUCUCUCUUAAACGCCUCCCUCCCAUCUCGCCUUUCAAGGAGGGGCGCUGCUGCCGUUUUGUUUCAACUUUACUCUCUCUUAAACGCCUCCCUCCCAUCUCUCCUUUCAAGGAGGGGCGCUGCUGCCGUUUUGUUUCAACUUUACUCUCUCUUAAACGCCUCCCUCCCAUCUCGCCUUUCAAGGAGGGGCGCUGCUGCCGUUUUGUUUCAACUUUACACUCUCUUAAACGCCUCCCUCCCAUCUCGCCUUUCAAGGAGGGGCGCUGCUGCCGUUUUGUUUCAACUUUACUCUCUCUUAAACGCCUCCCUCCCAUCUCGCCUUUCAAGGAGGGGCGCUGCUGCCGUUUUGUUUCAACUUUACUCUCUCUUAAACGCCUCCCUCCCAUCUCGCCUUUCAAGGAGGGGCGCUGCUGCCGUUUUGUUUCAACUUUACUCUCUCGUAAACGCCUCCCUCCCAUGUCGCCUUUCAAGGAGGGGCGCUGCUGCCGUUUUGUUUCAACUUUACUCUCUCUUAAACGCCUCCCUCCCAUCUCGCCUUUCAAGGAGGGGCGCUGCUGCCGUUUUGUUUCAACUUUACUCUCUCUUAAACGCCUCCCUCCCAUCUCUCCUUUCAAGGAGGGGCGCUGCUGCCGUUUUGUUUCAACUUUACUCUCUCUUAAACGCCUCCCUCCCAUCUCUCCUUUCAAGGAGGGGCGCUGCUGCCGUUUUGUUUCAACUUUACUCUCUCUUAAACGCCUCCCUCCCAUCUCGCCUUUCAAGGAGGGGCGCUGCUGCCGUUUUGUUUCAACUUUACUCUCUCUUAAACGCCUCCCUCCCAUCUCUCCUUUCAAGGAGGGGCGCUGCUGCCGUUUUGUUUCAACUUUACUCUCUCUUAAACGCCUCCCUCCCAUCUCGCCUUUCAAGGAGGGGCGCUGCUGCUCUGCCACAACCUCUUUUCUCAAUCACCCUCAGCUCUGCUUUUCCCUUCUCCCUCCCAUCCCUCCUCCUCCCACCAGUCGCUCGCCCAUCGCCUGGCGGACGCCUUUCAAGGAGGGGCGCUGCUGCUCUGCCACAACCUGCUGCUCGCCUCCACCCUCUCCCCGAGCCUUGUUCUGCUGCUCUGCCACAACCUGUUGCUCGCCUCCACCCUCUCCCUGGUAACCACACUCAAACCUUCCUCCCGGCUGACACUGCAACAUUACACUCCUACACAUGCCUCCUCUUCUCCCCACCCCGCUCUUCCUCGAGAUUGCCCUCAAAGAAAAAUACUCUCUUUCCCUCUUUUCUUCCCACCCAUUUCCCCCCUCACCCCUCUCCGCCACCCACCCUCAGGCUGACACUGCAGCACUACACUCCUACGCAUGCCUGCGCCUUUUUCGUCCACUUCAAAGUCCUCUUUCCGCCUCCCCUACCCCCUCCCCCCUCCCUCCCUCCCUCCCUCUCCCCUUUUCCUCCUUUCCACCCCGCCUUCCCUCAGGCUGACACUGCAGCAUUACACUCUUACGCAUGCCUGCGUCUCCUCCCCUCCUCCCUCUCCCCUUCCUCCUCCUCCUCUUCCAUCCUUCGCUCCCUCUCCCCCUUCCGCUCCCCCUUCACCUCCUCCUCCUCCGCCUCCUCCUCCCCUUCCUCUCACCGCCCCUCCUCCCCCUCGCCCCGUCGCACCUCUUCCUCUUUCCUCAGCCCCUCAAUCACUCCCUCACUCACUCCCUCACUCGCUCCCACCCUACCUCGCUCCUCUUCCACACCCUCACUCGCCCACCUCUCCCCUUUCGGCCACACUCCCCCUCUCUCCCCCUCUGCUUGCCCCAACCCCAACCAGCCAUUCCCCCUUUCUUCCUCCGCGUCCAACCCCCCCACCCUCUCCUCCCCUUUCCCCCUCCCCUACUCCUCCCCACCCCUCCCGCUUCGCCCGUCAUCCUGGGCCAAAUCCACGUCAGGCCACUCCCUUUCCACGUCAGCAUGGGGAGUGGAUCCCCAAAGCAACACCCCUCUCCCCCCUCUUGUCUACCUAAGGUCUUUGGGAGUAGAGCUGCUGGAGAUGGAAGCAUUGGAGGCGUCGCUUCAGCAGCACCACAUCAACCCGCAAGCAGCACACGUCCAGUUACAUGGUGCCAGCUGCUACCUCUGCAAGAACCUCCUGCCUCCAUGCCUCUCCAUGCUUGCUCCCUCCCCUCCCACUCAUCAUCAGCUGCUGAGGGAGAUGGAAGCAUUGGAGGCGUCACUUCAGCAGCACCACAUCAACCCGCAAGCCGCCCACAUUCAGGGCUGCCGCUACCUCUGCACCGACCCUCUGCUCCGCUCCUUUUCUGCCUCCCCGCCCUGCAAAGUCACCACCCUCGCCAAGGACUCCCUUGCGGUGCUGAACCAGAUGAGACACGAGGCGGACAGGCAGCAGCAGAGGAGGGAGAUGAUGAGGGUGCAGGGGGGAAGAAGGAAGAGAAGAGAUGCGCUUACUGGGAGGGCGAGAAGAGGAGAGAAAGGCUGGAAGGAGCAACAUUCGGCCAGCACACGAGGAAUAGAUUCGGAGAUGGAGAAUUCCAAGGGCGAAGAGGGGGAUCGCAGAGGGAGAGAGGCGGAGGGAGCGGCAGAUGUGGGAGGCGAGGGGGAGCAGAGUGUAGCUGUUGUUGGGGAGAGGAAAGGGAUAAGUCCGGAGGAGGGAGGAGAGGGUGGGGUGGAAGAGGCGGGAGAGGAGUGGCUUGCAGAGAGGGAUGAGGAGGAGAUUGAGGAGGAGAGUGAGGAGGAGAGUGAGGAGGAGAGUGAGGAGGUGGCAUCGAAGGUGGGGAGGAAUGCGUGGGUGGUGGAGAGAAGGAGUGGCGGGCGGCAGCUGGUGGUGGCAGUGGAGAGAGGAUGCGACUCGCUGCUGGGAGCAGAAGAACUUGUGGACAGACUGAAUGCCCAGCACUUUGGGGGUGUGUUCCCUUCUCAUUAA
Messenger RNA from Closterium sp. NIES-65, 5190 nucleotides. The record is from the annotation of a GenBank genome assembly. NCBI's taxonomy places the organism in Eukaryota, Viridiplantae, Streptophyta, Zygnematophyceae, Desmidiales, Closteriaceae.